GUCUGAUGUCAGCUGAGACUCUGAUAAGGCUUCCAAUGUUCACUUUCAAAGUUCAGCUGGAACACAGGCUGAGUCCUUGGGUUUGGAGACUUGUUGACAUCACUGAGAUUGACGCUUGGACCUUCAAGAGAAGAGACUUUCUGACAGCCCUGCUCCACUCCACCUGACCCUAUGACUGGAGGGUUCACUGUAGCUCCAUCCUUUGCUCUCCAGUUCCAAAAGAUGGGUUCAUUCAGAAGGCCCCGACCUCGCUUCAUGAGCUCUCCGGUCCUCAGUGACCUGCCGCGGUUCCAGGCAGCCCGGCAGGCUCUGCAGCUCAGCUCCAACUCGGCCUGGAACAGUGUUCAAACAGCAGUGAUAAAUGUGUUCAAAGGGGGAGGCUUGCAGAACAAUGAACUUUACACCCUCAAUGAAAAUAUCAGACGGCUGCUGAAGAGUGAACUUGGAUCCUUCAUCACAGAUUACUUUCAGAACCAGCUCCUUGCGAAAGGCUUGCUGUUUAUAGAGGAGAAGGUUAAGCUGUGUGAAGGUGAGGAUCGCAUUGAUGUCCUGUCUGAAAUCUGGGAUCACUAUUUUACAGAGACUCUUCCUACACUCCAGGCAAUAUUCUACCCAGUCCAGGGUCAGGAGUUGACUAUCCGUCAGAUUGCUCUUCUUGGCUUCAGAGACUUGGUCCUGCUAAAAGUAAAGUUGGAAGAAAUUCUUCCUCUGGUCCAGACAAAGCUCCCAGCUUCCAUUGUCCAGAUGCUGUUAAUUCUGCAGAGUGUCCAUGAGCCUACUGGCCCCAGUGAGGGCUAUGUACAGCUGGAAGAACUGGUCAAGCAGGUGGUAUCGCCGUACUUGGGUUUGUGUGAGGAUCACAGCUUCUCUGGUAGCACCUAUGGUCUGGCGAGACGGUACUCCAGAUCCCGUCCUAAGACUGGUGUACUGAAUUAUUCAUCUCCCGUGGUGACGAGCCGGCAGCCCAGCGAGAUGGCCCUGACCCCACUGACAGAGCAGGAGGGUGAGGCUUACCUGGAAAAAUGUGGUAGCAUCCGUCGCCACACUGUUGCCAAUGCUCACUCAGAUAUUCAGCUCCUGGCAAUGGCCUCCAUGAUGCACACGGGAAUGGUGAUUGAGGAGUCAGACAGUACCGACAAAUGCCUUCUCCUGCAGCCCAGUUUUAGCCACAGGCAGUGCUCCAGUGAGCCCAAUAUUGCUGAUGGGCCAGAGGGAGUCAUGGCAGAAGGUAGGCAGGACCCUGCAGAGCUGAACUGCACAUCAGUCAGCUAGAAGAAGUCUUGCUGAGGAGAGGAGAACUGUAUGCACUAAGCUGGACAAAGUGUCAUGUCGACCCUGCUGGGAAAAAAGAGAAAAAUUUGAGUUUCACUCAUGUAAUUGAAAUGGCCUUGAGGGAUCUUAUGCAUCUUUGGGAAUGCUCUCUCGAUUUUUUUUUCUUGCCUGCCUGGGAUCAUUGUUGAUGGAGGUACCAGGCUGCUCCCAAAUGAGCACUGAGGGCUGCAAAGGUUUCGUUGUUGAACAGCGCAGUCUACCUUCUGUAAGCUUUCUUCCUCUACUAGUCCAAACCCUUUGACCUCAGGUUUUCUUCUGUUUCUUUGGUAUGAUACAAAUUAGCCUCUUUCUGCUUUUCUCCAUCUUUCCUAGCUUUGCGCUCCUUGUAUGCUCUUUGUUCCUGCAGCAGAGAGCUCUCUGCUAAAUGUUCUCUUUGCUUCUGGUGCUAGGGUGGUGAUGGCUGAGGACUGCAUUUUUCUUUUAGAGUUGAACUCAGGGAUGAAACCAUUUGCAUCCUGCAGAAAAAUCUGCUCAGGUGGCUUGUGAGAGAAGGAGAUCCUUCAUUUUGCCUCCCAUGGGCAUGGAUGAAAAGUCCAAAUCCAAACAAAUCAGACUUUUUUUUUCUCCAGACCUGAAGAGAACUGA
This is a messenger RNA of Pygoscelis adeliae (Adelie penguin), 1917 nucleotides long. It is a transcript of the gene PRR5L, whose product is annotated as proline rich 5 like. NCBI's taxonomy places the organism in Eukaryota, Metazoa, Chordata, Aves, Sphenisciformes, Spheniscidae. Gene Ontology annotation, biological process: TORC2 signaling. The record is from RefSeq and is a predicted model, not a curated record. Gene Ontology annotation, cellular component: TORC2 complex. The transcript has 10 exons. Bases 172 to 1272 code for a protein of 366 amino acids.